AUGGGCCCCAACCUGCUCUUGCUGCUGCUCCUGGGACUAGAAGGUCCGGGCUUCACUGGCAGCCUCCCUGAAGUGCUGCAGGCACCCGUGGGGAGUUCCAUUCUGGUGCAAUGUCACUACCGACUCCAGGAUGUCAAGGCUCGGAAGGUGUGGUGCCGGUUCUUGCCAGAUGGGUGUCAGCCCCUGGUGUCCUCAGCUGUGGAUCGCAGCGCCCCAGGGGACAAGCGCACAUUUCUCACUGACCUGGGAGGGGGCCUGCUGCAGGUGGAAAUGAUUACCCUGCAGGAGGAGGAUGCCGGGGAGUACGGCUGUGUGGUGGAGGGAGCCAUGGGGCCCCAGACUCUGCACAGAGUCUCUCUGGAGGUGCUCCCCGCAGAGGAGGAGGAAAAGGAGACCCACAAGAUUGGCAGUCUAGCUGAGGACCCGUCGUCCUCAGAUCCUGCAGGCAGUGCCAGCCCUUUGGAACCCAGCCAGAAUGAGAAGAGCAUCCCCUUGAUCUGGGGUGCUGUGCUCCUGCUGGGCCUGUUGGUGGCAGCGGUGGUGCUGUUUGUUCUGUUGGCCAAAAGGAAAGGGAACAGGCUUGGUGUCAACCGAUUCCAGAACAGCAGAGUUUCAGGCAUGGAACCCUCCCCAGUGGUCCACCACAUCAGUGACUCUGGACUAGCUACUGAAUUGCCUUUGGAUGCACCAUAUGUUAGGCUUGACUCGCCACCUUCCUUCGACAACACCACCUACACCAGCCUACCUCUUGAUCCCCCAUCAGGGAAACCUUCACCCCCAGCCCCAUCCGCAUUACCCCCUCUGCCUCCUAAGGUCACAAUCUGCUCCAAGCCUGUGACAUAUGCCACAGUCAUCUUUCCGGGAGGAAAGAAGGGUGGAGAAGGCUCCUGUGUGUCAGUCCAGGAUCUACCUAACAAUCAGAUUCCACCCAGCUAA
Messenger RNA from Carlito syrichta (Philippine tarsier), 936 nucleotides. It is a transcript of the gene TREML1, whose product is annotated as triggering receptor expressed on myeloid cells like 1. The transcript is spliced from 6 exons. The record is from RefSeq and is a predicted model, not a curated record. NCBI's taxonomy places the organism in Eukaryota, Metazoa, Chordata, Mammalia, Primates, Tarsiidae. The coding region runs from base 1 to 936 and encodes 311 amino acids. Gene Ontology annotation, cellular component: plasma membrane. Gene Ontology annotation, molecular function: transmembrane signaling receptor activity.